Drosophila rhopaloa is the source of this 1941-nucleotide messenger RNA. RefSeq names its product pre-mRNA-splicing factor CWC25 homolog (gene Cwc25). The record is from RefSeq and is a predicted model, not a curated record. The transcript is spliced from 3 exons. Bases 108 to 1832 code for a protein of 574 amino acids. NCBI's taxonomy places the organism in Eukaryota, Metazoa, Arthropoda, Insecta, Diptera, Drosophilidae. Gene Ontology annotation, biological process: mRNA splicing, via spliceosome. Gene Ontology annotation, cellular component: U2-type spliceosomal complex.
ACCCUGGGGAUGAACAGAUGUUUCAUGAAAACACAUUAAAAGGAGGGAAAAACUCGAAUUGUUUAGAAAUAGUUUUUUUGCAGUAAAAACCCAAACAAAACCCAAAAAUGGGUGGCGGAGAUUUAAACCUGAAGAAAUCAUGGCAUCCGCACACGAUGAAAAACCAAGAGCGCGUUUGGAAGGCGGAGGAGCAGGCAAAGAUGGAGGAGCGCAAACUGCAGGAUCUGCGCAAGGAAAUCAACGAGGAAAGGGACAGGGAGGAGCUUAGACGGCUGGGCGAAAGUUCCGGAGUACUGGCCAAUAAUGGUGGCGCCGCCGGCGAAGCAAAGCUCGAAUGGAUGUACAAAAACAGUACGGAGCUGAUCAACCGCGAGGAGUAUCUCCUGGGCCGCAAAAUCGACAAGUCUUUCGAGACUUUGCAAGCUGAGGAGCACCGGCAGGAGCAAAACACAGUCGGCCUCAAACAGUCCAUCAAUCAUGUCGAGCACGACUGCGUGCCCUUCUCCAUCCGAACAUAUCGUAACCUGCAGUCCACCGAACAGGUGGACAUGCAGCGGAAAACCCUUGAGGAUCCCCUGAUGCUCAUAAAGCAGCGCGAAAUGGAAUCCCGCCGAAAACUUCUCGAGAACCCCGUCAAACUUAAGGAAAUCCAUCGCAUCCUCAAGACCGAACAGGACCUGAAGGCCUCCAAGGAGAAGAAGGCCAAGAAGAGCAAAAAGUCCAAGAAGUCAAAAAAGAAGAAAAAGAACAAGCGAUCUAGUGAUGAGGAAAGCAGUGGCAGUGAGAGCAACGAUAGCGACGAUGACUUGGACAGAAAACUGGCCCGCCAGGUCAGCAAACUUAAGGGAGACCACGGCGAUGGAGACCUCAAGUUGGACAAACUACUGGACGCCAAGUACCGCACCAUAUCCAAGCAAUUGGACAUGGCCACCAAGAAAAAAAACAAGAAAUCCAAGAGAAAAAGUAGCGACAGCAGUGAGCAGAGUAGCGGUGAGGAUGGAAGGCCUAGACGACAAAGAUCCAGGGAGCUCGAGUCCAGGAGAAGGGAUAAGAGGAGCAGGAGUCCAGAAGAAAGAAAUCAUCGAGAAAAGUACCGUAGCAGAAGCCCCCAGAAAAGACGACAGAGCAGGAGUCCAGAGCAGAGACACAGGCGCAGGAGUCCAGAGAAAAGAAAGGAAAGACGGAGAAGCAGGAGUCCAGUAGACAGAAGGGAAAGGCGAAGGAGUAACAGUCCAGAAAAAAGAAAGGAAAGACGAGGGAGCCGCAGCCGGAGUUUGGAGAAGAGAAAGGUAGCGCGAAGGAGUCCAGAGAAACGAAAAGAAAGGCGAAGGAGCAAGAGUCCAGACGAAAGAAAUGACAGACCCAGUCGAACAGAAGAAAGCUCCAGAAAGCGCGAAAACCGCCGUAGUAUAAGCCUUGAGCAGCCUUCUAGAUCCAAACGCAGCAGGAGCCGCAGUUCCAAGAAAGAUGAACGCCGAAAGAGCCCAGAGAGACCACCUCAACGAAGGGAAAGGGAACGUAGUCCAGCUCCCAGUCGUCCCACCGGCAAGCCCAAGCUAAGCGAAGCCGAUCGAGAAGCUCGCCUCCGCGAAAUGAUGGACAAUGCUUCUUGGAGAGAGGCAGAUCGAAGCCAGGUGGUUCGUAAACACCGAGAAGCCUACGCACGCGAGGAAGCCCAAAACCGUGAUCGCGACUUCGACAAGGAGUUCAUCAACAAGGAAGUCAAGAAGGCCAUUGCCAACCACAACUCCAUUGGAGAUCGCAUACGGGCCAAUCUUAACAACAUCCAGCGCACUUCCUCCUCCAUGGACAGCAACUUUGCCCGCAAAUAAACUAGAAUUCCUUUAUUUCGUAUGCAUAGUAUGGAUCCGCAACAAAUAGAUUCAACUUUUUAAACGUGUUGGUUUGUGCUUACAAGAUAAACGAUGCGAUUAACAUAAA